AUGUCAUCACAACGACUGAUAAAACUACCACAUCGAGUUCUUCUGAAACUCCACGGCGCCGACACAAACGUUUUUCUUCAAGGGUUGAUCACAAAUGAUGUAACGAAACUCCAGUCACAAAACGGUCUCGCUGCGUUUCUACUCAACACAAAAGGUCGAAUCGUUGAAGACGUUCUAUUAUGGAGACGUGGAACCGACGACGUCUUUUUAGAAUGUUCAAAAGGAAAUCAGGACGUUUUAGUGAAGGAAAUAGUGAAAUACCGACUGAGAAAGCGUGUGGAGAUUAGUGAAACAUCAGAUCAAGUGUUUUUCGAGCAAAACCCAUCCGACAAGCAUGAACAUCGAGAUCCUCGAUUUGCCGGCUUCGGAGCUCGAAUUUUCGGAAACCCUCCGUCUUCAGAAAUUAGUGAAAAUCGGGAAGCAUACGAAAACUUGCGAAGAUCAACUGGAAUUGCAGAAGGAGCCGAUGAGUUGGCAGAUUUGUUGCCUUUCCAAGCUAAUGGCGAUCUUCUCAACAUGGUUUCACUAGACAAAGGAUGCUAUGUUGGACAAGAAUUGACCGCAAGAACUGCUCAUACAGGCGUGAUUCGUCGCCGAAUUCUUCCAUUUGAAUGCGAAGGACAGGUGAAAAUUGGAGCCGAUAUCUUGGAUGAAAAGAAAAAUAAAGUUGGAAAGGUAAUCUCGUCUGACACCACUCGUUGCCUCGGAAUUCUCCAACUCUCCUCGUUCAAAUCUUCGAAAUUAACUGCCGACGAAGUCUCCCUGACAGCUAAACAACCGGAAUGGAUGCCAGAUAAAAUUCUGGCCAAUAAUAAAACAAGAACCAGUUUGACAGAUUCAUAA
Messenger RNA from Caenorhabditis remanei, 843 nucleotides. RefSeq lists its product as uncharacterized. The record is from RefSeq and is a predicted model, not a curated record. Gene Ontology annotation, molecular function: protein binding. Gene Ontology annotation, cellular component: mitochondrial matrix. Bases 1 to 843 code for a protein of 280 amino acids. NCBI's taxonomy places the organism in Eukaryota, Metazoa, Nematoda, Chromadorea, Rhabditida, Rhabditidae. The transcript has 6 exons.